UUGGACCGGACGGUCCCAGUAAAGGGCGAAUCGGCUAUCGACACCGCCUGCCUGCUGGCGUUCCAGUACGAGUACCCGGGCCAGGACUGCACAGUGGACGUGGACACCGACGAGUUCACUGCCGUCUGUCCAUGGACCGGGCUGCCCGACUAUGGCAUGUUGCGAAUAUCCUACGUUCCUCAGGACAGUUGCAUCGAACUGAAGGCCCUGAAAUACUAUCUCCUGUCCUACCGGGACGUGGGCGUCGUCCAGGAACACGCGGCCAACCGCAUUCUGCUGGACUUGGUGGAAUUGUGCCACCCCAAGAGUAUGAAGGUCACGUUGGACUACCGCGUCAGGGGCGGCAUCCAUACCUGCGUCACGGUCGAAUAUCCCGGCAACGGGACCGGCUAA
This is a messenger RNA of Geodia barretti, 393 nucleotides long. The record is from the annotation of a GenBank genome assembly. NCBI's taxonomy places the organism in Eukaryota, Metazoa, Porifera, Demospongiae, Tetractinellida, Geodiidae.